UCCGCACGUAACCUUCGCGAUGAAGAAAAUACCAAGUCGUAACCUUAAGUGCAGACUGGUAUUGUCAUUCAGUGAAAGUCCUUUACGCGAGUAGGUGUGUGCAUGCACAUUUUAAGACUAUACAUUUUGACAGGAAUUCUGUUAUUCCAGUCUCUGGAUUGACGUAGGUACUUUGUGGACAGAUAAGUUUAUCGUGUUUCCACCUACGUACGAAUCUAGUACCUACUAAUAGGAAGCACGUGACAGUCGUCAUUUAAGUCUCUGGAUUAGGCACGUUGUCGUAUUUUUGUUCAUUUACCUCAUUAAUCCAUUACUGUAAGGAUGAUAUCACCGCGAGUAAUUCGUUGGCGAAUUUGAAAUGUCGUUAAAAGUUCUGAAGAGGCUCAAAAGCGCACAUGUGAAGUUCGCGAGUGGAUGUUCGCUUGGACAACGUUUUAUCUCUUGUUGGUUAAUUUAAAAAUAAUGCGCUAUUAUCUUGUUUUUUUGGUGGCAUUGGGAUACGUUAAGGCUGAAGUACUUUAUGAAGAAAUCAAUCCGUAUACUGAAGCACUAAGUUACACUCCCUGGAAAAGUGUACAAAAGUAUGUGGAAGUGAGGCCUGGAGCGUUCAUGUUCUAUUGGCUGUACUAUGCUGAUGGCACGAGCUACGGUGCGGACAGAAAGCCGCUGGUAAUAUGGAUCCAAGGAGGGCCAGGCUUGGCAGCCAGCGGAAUAGCCAACUUUAUGGAACUUGGCCCUUUUGAUAUGCACAUGCAACCGCGAAACCAUACCUGGGUGAAAGGGAGGAAUGUAUUGUUAAUAGAUCAUCCUGUGGGCACAGGGUUUAGUUAUGUUACUGACAAAAAAUUACUUGUAAAGACUGAUAGACAAAUGGCGACAGACCUCGCCAGAGCAAUAAAGACGUUUUUCCGAACGCACAAAGAAUUUCGCAAAACGCCGACUUAUCUCUUCAGUCAGAGUUAUGGAGGAAAACUUUGCCCGAGAUUGGCGUAUUAUCUUCACACAGCAAUUGAAAAGAAGCGUCUUAAGAUGAAUUUCAAAGGCAUAGGAAUUGGCAGCGGUUGGGUUGACCCAAAAGAGAGCACUUUGGCGCAUCCAAGCUUUUUAUACAAUAUGGGUGCCAUCGAUCAAAAUACGUACAUGAAAUGCGUCGUAAUAUCCAAGAGGAUAGCAUACGCCGUAGAACAGAAGAACUACGUGGCAGCAGGUGAAUACGACGCCAUUUUGUAUAGAACCGUUACGCAAGAGUCCGGCAUGGAGAUUAACUUCAACAAUAUUAACCAAGUGGACACAAAUGGCGCACUGAAUUUGCUAGAAAAGAAAAUAAACAAAUACGUAAAGCCAACCCUGAAAAUAGUCAACCAAAGCUUGGAAUGGUCGUACAUUUCUGAAGAUGUAUUCCAAAGUUUGAAUCGAAGUUUUUUUGUGCCGUCAAUGAAAUUUUUAGAAAUGCUGCUAAAUAACACUCAGCUGAAUAUUGCAGUUUACAAUGGCAACUUGGAUGUAGUCACGCCUUUAGCAGGGGCAUCAAAUUGGGCACACAAGCUCAAUUGGUACGGUGCCGAUGAGUUUAAAAAUGCAAAACGAAUAAAAAUCAAUGGUCACCGAACUGGAUUCUAUAAAAAAGCGCACAGAUUUAGUUUUUGGUGGGUCUUCGGCUCUGGGCAUUGGGUACCUGAAGAUAACCCUGUCGCGAUGGAACAAAUCCUAGAGCACGUUAUGUCGAGUGACGAAUAGAAGAGUGGAUUUCAUAUUGAAAUAUUUUUAUAUUUUAUUAAUUAAAAAGUGUUAUUAUACCAUU
Ostrinia nubilalis (European corn borer) is the source of this 1801-nucleotide messenger RNA. RefSeq names its product retinoid-inducible serine carboxypeptidase-like. Gene Ontology annotation, molecular function: serine-type carboxypeptidase activity. The transcript has 9 exons. Gene Ontology annotation, biological process: proteolysis. The coding region runs from base 415 to 1737 and encodes 440 amino acids. The record is from RefSeq and is a predicted model, not a curated record. Lineage: Eukaryota; Metazoa; Arthropoda; Insecta; Lepidoptera; Crambidae.